AACAAUUUAUCCCCGUACCCUAACUCGCUGUCGUGAAACAAAUCCUAAAACAUUACCAAUAACCACGCACGCAACGGAAAAAUUGUGCUUUCUCAUAUUCUCUCUAGCUAGUUAGUGCUAGGGUUUACUUCAUUGUUUGCUGUUUCUGCCAUAAUCAGUUAGGCUUUUUCAAGCGAGUUAGACCGGUAAUUUGCUGAUCGGAGUGAUUUGCGAUGGGAGUGCCGGCUUUUUAUCGGUGGUUAGCGGAGAAGUAUCCGCUAGUGGUGGUUGAUGUGAUCGAAGAAGAACCGGUAGUUAUCGAAGGCGUUAGAAUUCCUGUGGAUACAAGUAAACCUAACCCUAACAACAUCGAAUAUGAUAAUUUAUAUCUCGAUAUGAACGGGAUUAUUCACCCCUGCUUUCACCCCGAAGACAGACCUUCACCGACUUCUUUCGGUGAGGUGUUCCAGUGUAUGUUUGAUUAUAUUGACAGGCUUUUCGUGAUGGUGAGGCCUCGAAAAUUGCUAUACAUGGCAAUUGAUGGAGUUGCACCACGGGCGAAAAUGAAUCAGCAACGGUCUAGGCGAUUUAGAGCAGCUAAAGAUGCAUCUGAUGCGGCCGCUGAAGAAGAAAGGCUAAGAGAGGAGUUUGAGAGGGAGGGCCGGAAGCUCCCCCCCAAGGAGACAUCUCAAACUUUUGAUUCCAAUGUUAUCACUCCUGGAACUGAAUUCAUGGCUGUUUUGUCAAUUGCAUUGCAGUACUAUAUUCAUCUUAGACUAAACUAUGAUCCUGGAUGGAAGAAAAUCAAGGUUGUUCUUUCUGAUGCAAAUGUUCCUGGUGAAGGGGAACACAAAGUCAUGUCCUAUAUCCGUCUUCAAAGAAACCUUCCUGGUUAUGAUCCAAAUACACGCCAUUGUCUGUAUGGUUUGGAUGCUGAUUUAAUUAUGUUGGCUUUGGCUACUCAUGAGGUUCAUUUUUCAAUUCUUCGAGAGAUUGUUUUCACUCCUGGACAACAAGACAAAUGCUUCAUAUGUGGUCAGGCAGGUCAUUUAGCAGCUGCUUGUGAAGGAAAAGCGAAGAGGAAGGCAGGAGAAUUUGAUGAGAAAGGCAAUGAUGUUGCUGUGCCCAAAAAACCAUACCAGUUUCUCAACAUUUGGACUCUUAGAGAGUAUUUGGAGUAUGAAUUCAGAAUUCCCAAUCCUCCGUUUGAGAUUGAUUUGGAACGUACCGUGGAUGAUUUUAUAUUCAUAUGUUUCUUUGUUGGCAAUGAUUUCCUGCCACACAUGCCCACAUUGGAGAUCCGCGAGGGUGCAAUCAACUUGCUGAUGGCUGUUUAUAAGAAGGAAUUUAGGGUGCUUGGUGGGUAUUUGACUGAUGGCAGCAAGCCAAAUUUAAGUAGAGUGGAGCAUUUUAUUCAAGCUGUGGGUGCAUAUGAAGAUAAAAUAUUUCAGAAAAGAGCACGAUUGCACCAGCGCCAGGCAGAAAGAAUUAAGCGUGAAAAGACACAGGCAAGAAGAGGUGAUGAUGCGCAGCCUCAACAUCAACCUGAAUCUUUGGUUGCAGUCACACAAUUUCGUGGUUCUCGUCUUGCUUCAGCUCCUACACCUUCACCAUAUCAGGAUGAUGGGGCACAUUCUCAGACAUCUGAUGGUAAAGGAUCUUCUGUUCGGAGCCGUAAAGUUGCACGUUUGUCUUCAACAGCCAAUAUUGGUGCUGCCAUUGUUGAGGCAGAGAAUUGUCUGGAAAUAGAAGCACAUGAAAACAAAGAAGAAUUGAAAACUAAGCUUAAGGAGUCGCUUCGCGAGAAAUCUGAUGUUUUUAACUCAAAGAAUCAUGAAGAAGACAAGGUCAAAUUGGGAGAACCAGGGUGGAAAGAAAGAUAUUAUGAAGAGAAGUUUUCGGCAAAAUCUCUUGACGAAAUGGAAGCUGUACGAAGAGAUGUUGUUUUGAGAUAUACGGAAGGGCUGUGUUGGGUCAUGCAUUAUUAUUAUGAAGGCGUUUGUUCUUGGCAGUGGUUUUAUCCCUAUCACUAUGCGCCCUUUGCUUCAGAUCUCACAGAUCUUGGUCAACUGAACAUCAGUUUUGAACUUGGUUCACCAUUCAAACCAUUCAACCAGCUUUUGGGAGUUUUCCCUGCAGCAAGUUCCCAUGCUCUCCCUGUGCAUUAUAGGAAAUUAAUGACGGAUCCAAAUUCACCUAUUUUUGAUUUUUACCCUACUGAUUUUGAAGUGGACAUGAAUGGGAAACGAUUUGCAUGGCAGGGUAUUGCAAAGCUUCCCUUCAUUGAUGAAGCUCGUCUUCUUGCGGAGGUCCAAAAGAUUGAGCACACAUUAACGGAGGAAGAAGCAAGGAGAAACAGUAUGAUGUUUGACAUGCUUUUUGUGUCAUCAUCUCACUCUCUCUCUGAGAGCAUAUAUUUGCUCGAUAAUCAUUGCAAACAAUUAACAGACAAGGAACGAGUUGAAGUCAAGGAGCGUAUCAAUCCUGAGUUGAGGCCUACAUGCAGUGAUGGGAUGAAUGGCUAUUUAUCUCCCUGUGCUGGAGAUACUCAUCCUCCUAUAUUCAGGUCUCCAGUUGUAGGCAUGGAAGACAUUUUGGCCAAUGAAGUCAUAUGUGUUAUAUACAGACUUCCUGAUCCACACAAACACAUCACUUAUCCACCUGUUGGUGUUAUAUUCCCCAAAAAGAUUGUGGAUCAGGGCGAUCUGAAACCUGACCCAGUUUUAUGGCACGAGGAAUCUGGGAGGAGGCCUUGGGAAAAUGACAGGCGAAAUCCCCAUGGAAAUUCCCAUGGAACCAUCGCUGGGCGUCAUCUUGGGGAGGCAUCGCAUCGACUUGUUGCCAACAGUCUACACCUGAAAGGGGAUCGCAAUGGGUAUAACAAUCAUAUGCAUGGCCCACCACAACCUUACAUUGCAGCUCCCCGUGGCCCACCACUCACUUCCUAUUCAAGUGGGUUGCACAAUCAGGGACCCCAUGGAACUUUGCGUCCUAGAGUGGAUUAUUCUCAUGCAGGUUAUCCCCGAUCUACAAGUCCUCGUAUGCCACCUCACCAUGACCGUGGAUACGUUGAACCCUAUGCUUCGGCAGGACCCAACCCCUCGUAUAGUGGUAGGCUUCCCCAGUAUGAAAGUGAGAACCGAUCAGGCGGGCACCAUCCAAGGCAUGAAUUUCAUCAGAAUGGUGGACCAAGGUACCCGAAUGGGCCUGGGACACACAUAUCAGCCGGGCCCACUACAUAUGCUUAUCAAGGUGGUUAUGAUGCCAGUCCCCAGCCACCUGGAGUUGGUAGUCACCAGCAAUGGGGUGGUAGGUUUCCCCCACCAGCCAACCAUAACAAUCCCAGAGGUUUUGGUCACCAUCAACAAAGUGGCAACCGAUUUUCAUCGUUGGAUUCUAGAGGAAAUAAAAUGCCACCACAACAUGGCGGAGCAAAUAGGAGACAACCACCACCUAGUGGAACAUACAGGGGGGCACAGCAAUCACCUCCUGGCGGAGCCAGUCGGAGGCCCCAUCCACCAGCUGGAUAUGGUCACCAGUAAAGCUGUGUAUCUUAUAACAGAAAGGUCCUUUGAUUGCUGUACAAUAGUUGUUUCCCCCCAGCGCUUCUCACAGUUUUCCCAUUCCAUUACAAUCAGUUAAUUUGUUGGGCAUUACCAUUUCUAGAAUGUUGUAUUGUAUUUUAUUUUGGAUGGCCGCGUAACAUUUUAGUAAUAA
Populus nigra (black poplar) is the source of this 3696-nucleotide messenger RNA. Its product is annotated as 5'-3' exoribonuclease 3-like. NCBI's taxonomy places the organism in Eukaryota, Viridiplantae, Streptophyta, Magnoliopsida, Malpighiales, Salicaceae. Gene Ontology annotation, cellular component: nucleus. The transcript is spliced from 23 exons. Gene Ontology annotation, biological process: nuclear-transcribed mRNA catabolic process. Bases 213 to 3521 code for a protein of 1102 amino acids. The record is from RefSeq and is a predicted model, not a curated record. Gene Ontology annotation, molecular function: RNA binding; zinc ion binding; 5'-3' RNA exonuclease activity.